AUGCAAAAAGCAGCAAAACCAACAUCAACACCUGUAACAGCAAAACCAGUACCAACACAAACAGCAGAAAAACCAGCAUUUACACCAGCAGCAACAAAGCUAACUCCAACACAAGAAGUAACGACAGCAAAGUCCUCACAAACACCAGCAGUGCCAACUUCAGCACAAGUUUCUGCAGAAGCAGCAGCAAAACCUCUGUUAACACAAGCAACAGCACCAAAGUCACCACAAACAGGGGCAAAGCUAGGAGAAACAACCUCGAAACAGUUACCUCCAGGUUCAACUAAAACUCAAGCACUAGCACCUAAGUCAGCAGCAACAAUUUCAAAAGAAGGAACAUCAGUAUCCCCCACACCAAACUCAGUCCAACCCAAGCCUACAGCACAGAGUAAGCCUAAAGUGCAAACAAAGUCUGCUUCUUUAAUAAAGCCACAUACUACUAAGGUUCUUGCUGGAUCCCCAGUUGUGUCCUCCCGCCCACCAUUUGCAGCUAACACUAUGGUAGCAGAAGAUUCUCCACUUCAGACUAAUGAAAAGUCAGUUGUUCAAGCCAAACCUGUUGCAAAAGGUGAGGGUGAGUCCCAGACUUGUGUAGAAAAGAUGGAUGUUGACAGUCAGCUGUGCCCUGACAAUAAAUUACAAACUCAGGCACCUGUUCUUUCAGAUGCUAAAGACACCCAGAAAAGUUGUUCACCUGUGGGUAUCAUUGGUGCUAUUAGCAACCCCUUAGACACUGGAAAACCUGAGCUGAGAGUUCCACCAGGUGUUAAAGUGACAGAAACACAGGUUAAAAAUCCUGAAGCUUCUGAAGGCCCAGAAUUUGGAUCUCAGGGUGGCAUCUCAUCACAGCAUUUGGGUGGGAAUAAAAGUCACAGUAAAGAACUGGAGAAAGACAUAGAGGGGAAAAAAGGAAGCUUUGGGCAUUCAUCCAGUAUGUUCAAAGGAUUAGGUGCCAGGAAUUUAUCAUCUGAAAGAGGAAGGGAGAGAACCAGGUCAAAAGUAAGUGAAAAUGACAAUUCAGAUAGGAGAUCAAGAGGGAGUCGAUCUCCAGGAAGGGACAGAAACCAGCAAGAUGAAGACGAAGUUUCCGAACGUAAAGGCAACAAAAGGGAAGAUCGAAGGAGUGUCAGUAGUUUAGAAAAUAAAAAAGGUGACAAGCUAAACAAAUCAGAGAAAAGCAGCUCAUCAUUUAACAAAAAAACCAAUGCAGCAUCUAAAAGUGACACAGAAUUAAACAAAGAGAGCGCAGUGUUAAAGAAAAGUGACCUUGGAACAGAUGUGGUGAAAGAUGAAAGUGCCAAGAUAGGGAAAAGCAUCAGUGAGAGUGACACUACAAAGACUGGUGAUGCCAGCAAAAAACAUGGUACCACCACAAGGGAAGAGAAAGCCAAACAACCCACAAAGGAACUUGGAGCUGCAAAACCACAGGUCCUGUCCUGCCUAUUUCCGAGGUCAAGAAGCUGGAAGAAGAGUUUGUUUCAAAAUUCUUUGAGCUAA
Messenger RNA from Pomacea canaliculata, 1497 nucleotides. Its product is annotated as MICAL-like protein 2. NCBI's taxonomy places the organism in Eukaryota, Metazoa, Mollusca, Gastropoda, Architaenioglossa, Ampullariidae. Bases 1 to 1497 code for a protein of 498 amino acids. The transcript has a single exon. The record is from RefSeq and is a predicted model, not a curated record.